AGAGCCAUCUAAACAGCAAAAUAAGCCUUUGUUAACUUGGCUUUGUGAUCGCUGUCUACAUUUAUUUAAUUCACAUUUUUGUGGAAGUUUGAUGAGACUCUCAUAUUUACUCUUUUACAGCAAAAGUUUAGAGGCCCUGAAUCACUCAACCAAAGCAGUUGUAGGAAAAGACAGAGUAAGGAAGAAACAGGAGAAGAACGUUGGAGGCGGAGGAGGAUGGGUUGGAGGUUUUAACUAAGAGACCGAUGAGAAGAUAAUUAACUGACUGAAAAAAAGCUGCAAACCUCCUCAACUCCCACCAUGUCAUCUUGCAAGUCUGAGGAGCAGUUAGUCUACGAGCUGAGCUGUCCAAUCUGCCUCCAGCUCUUCUCUGACCCGGUGGUUCUCCCCUGUGGCCACAACUACUGUCAAGCCUGUAUCCUCAAAAGCGCAAACACUGCUGGCAAGAAUGACAACAUUCUUCGUUGUCCAGAAUGUCGUGAGGAAUUUCAGAGUGUGGAUACCCUGCAGAGGAACUUUAAACUCUGCAGCAUCAUCGAGGGAUACAUAGCUACAGCUCCACUCCUGGACAGACAGCCUGAGACUGAGCAUGAGAGGAUUGAGGUUUUAUGUGACCACUGCAUCGAUGAGCAGUCCCCAGCUGUGAAGACCUGCCUGAAGUGUGAGGUGUCGCUGUGCUCCAGACACUUCCAGAGACACCAGGAGAAGGAGUCGUUCAGGGGUCACACUGUGGUGGGGCCCAUGGAUGCGGAGGGGAUGAGGGGCUGUGCGGUCCACCGGCGUCCCUUUGAGUACUUUUGUUCCAGCGACAUGGCCUUGCUGUGUGCCACAUGCUUUAAAGAGGGCUUUCACCAGAAACAUGAUGUUCUCACCUUCAGUGUGGCUGAGGAAGAGAUGAGACGAGCGCUGGAGAGCCGCACCAAGGUGAUUUCCAGCCGCCUGCAGGUGAUGGAGAGUCUCCUACAGAAGACAGCAGAGGAGGUGGGAGCCUCUGAAGCUGUGGGAGUCAAACUGGUCAACAGUGCCGUUAGUGUGAUGGACAAUAUUGCUGCACUGGUGGACAGGUACAGGGCGCGUCUGCAUGUUCUGUUGGAGGAGGAGAGAGGCCAGCGCAGAAACAGCUGGCAGCAAGGACUGGGUGCUCUUGAGAUUCAGAAGCAGCAGCUACUGGAGGCCCAGCAGAGUGUCAUGGAGCUCCUCAAUGAGUCUGACACCUGCGCAUUCAUACACAGGUUCAUGCUGAAUGAUCAUAAGCUGAGAGAAGUUGUUGCAGGUGCCAUUCCUGCAAAGAUCCCUUCAAAGGCUCCACUCAACACAAAGCGUCUCCAGGCGGGCCUUAAAACCCAAGACUUCAGCACAGAAAUGACCUGCCUCUUGGAAUCCCUCCAUAUGCUCCUGAACCCCCUAGAGCUCACCUUUAACAUCUUCACUUCCCACCCAAGCCUGAUAUUAUCAAAUGAUCUGCGCACCCUCAAGUACAGCUCCACCAAGCAGUCGUAUGUGGAGCACCCAGAGCGUUUUACAAGUGCACCUCAGGUCCUGUGCUGCCAGGGGUUCUCAUGCGGCGAGCAUGUGUGGGUGGUGGAAGUGGGCCCCAACACCCAGUGGUCCCUGGGUGUAUGCUACAAGAGCAUCCCUCGACGUGGUGACCACAGUCGCCUCGGGCACAACUCCGUGUCUUGGCGGCUGCAGUGGAAAAACAGAAAGCUGACAGUGUGCCAGUCCUCCUCUAAUGUGGCUCUGGGAGAAGUGACCAAUCAUCCACUGAGGAUAGAGGUAGCACUGGACUAUGAGGGAGGGACAUUAAUAUUUCACAGCACGAAAGGGCGGAGGGAGCACCUCCAUACCUUCAGGGCUGUGUUCAGGGAGCCGGUUUUCCCAGCAUUUAGUAUUCAUUCCAGCACACCAGAGUCCUGGAUCACACUGCAGAGUGGGAUGUAAACUAACUUUAGCUUCUUUGUACGUCAUGCAAAAAAAUGUAUCGUGCUUUUCAUGCAAUGAAAGUGAUCUAACAGAUUUUCUGUGUUUAAUGUUUUACUGCUUUCCUUAAAAAGAAGAAUUCAGUAAAAAAGUGAAGAUUUAUUCAAAUCCAGCCAAAACAAUGAAAUCAGAUGUAUUCAUAGUGGAGGGAUGACUUUCCUUUUCUUGGUCACAUACUUUAAAUCCCAAAUGAAGACCAUUGAUUCAUAUAAUAAAUUCUUAACUAUUUGGACUCAAUGAGUUAUAAUUUAUGCUAUCAUCUGAAAGUGUAUUUUCUAUUUGGUAUGGCUUCAUUAUGUAA
Molecule: messenger RNA, 2281 nt
Organism: Notolabrus celidotus (New Zealand spotty)
Lineage: Eukaryota; Metazoa; Chordata; Actinopteri; Labriformes; Labridae
Product: E3 ubiquitin/ISG15 ligase TRIM25-like
Exons: 5
Coding region: 301-1941 (546 amino acids)
Molecular function (GO): protein binding; zinc ion binding
Source: RefSeq, a predicted model, not a curated record